This is a messenger RNA of Acanthisitta chloris (rifleman), 1806 nucleotides long. It is a transcript of the gene GLMN, whose product is annotated as glomulin, FKBP associated protein. Gene Ontology annotation, molecular function: ubiquitin-protein transferase inhibitor activity. The record is from RefSeq and is a predicted model, not a curated record. Bases 1 to 1806 code for a protein of 601 amino acids. Lineage: Eukaryota; Metazoa; Chordata; Aves; Passeriformes; Acanthisittidae. The transcript is spliced from 18 exons. Gene Ontology annotation, cellular component: cytoplasm.
AUGCCAGAAGAACACAAUCAAAGUAUAAUGGCAGUUGAUGAACUUCAAGCCAUAAUACAAAGAUGUCAAAUUCUGGAAGAAGCUGACUUCAAAGGAGAAGAUUUUAAUCUGUUUCAGGUAGCAGGUCAGAAAUGUUUAGAAGAUGGAUAUGCAGCUCAAUUAUUGGAAGUAAUUCAAAAUGAGAAAAACAAGGUUAUCAUCAAGAACAUGGGUUGGAAUCUCAUCUCUCCUCUUGUUAGAUGUAUUUUCAUGUAUAAACAAGAUGAUGAUAGGCGAGAACUCUGCCUGAGGAUACUAGAUCAGUUGGCACAGCUAUGCAAUCCAAAGGAGCUUUUUUUGGGUUUACUUGAGCAGAUUGAGCAGACCUCUGGAGAGCAAGUGUGCCAAACUGUCAUGUUAUUGCUUCAGCCUUUGCAGACAGUGCUUUUGAAACUUCAGAACAAGAAGGCCUACUCAGUGGGUUUGUCUUUGGCCAUGAUUAUGAACCAACUUACUCCCUUACCUGUACCUUAUACAAAACAACAAAUACAAGAAGAUAAACUUGGUCUCUGUCAAUGUUGUAAUGCAGUGGUGGACUUUGCUAAACCUUUUGUGAAUGAAGUUGUUAAAAACAUGGAAAAGUCAUCAGAAUACAAUGACAUGGAGCUGAAAGAAGAAUUAGUAAAAUUCUGUAUGAAAAGCCUGAAAUACCCAUUAUUGACAGCUCAGCUUGAACAACUCGAAGGCAUUGAGGACCAUCCCUUUCGGCAGUUUGCAACUGAAAUUAUAGACAUUUUGUGGAAUAUAAGAGAAUUGAUACCGUUAGUGUUUUUACAUCCUAAAGCCAAAAGUUCAGACUGGGAGGAUCAGGAGUUUGCAGACAUAGAACAAAAGAAUUCUGCAGAAUCUUUGGCAUGUCUGUCUUACCUGAUGUUUGUUCAGCAUUUUGGUAUUGAGUGCUUUCCAAUGGUGUUUAGUCCCUCUUACCUUCUGCAAUGCAACAUGAGCCAUGUUGAGGUGCUGCUGAAAAGAACAGAAGAAUCUAUGUUAUCUAAAGGACUUGAUCUGUUUGAGAGCUGUUUAUUGAGGAUGGAAGAUGGCAGCCUUCUCCAUCAGUAUUUAGAAUUCAAAGAUUUUGUUAAUGUACCUCAGGAUUUGGUGAAAAUUAUGACCCUUUGUCCCAUAGAACAUGUGAGAAAGAAGAGUUUAAAUAUUUUGCAGUUGUUCAUAGACAAGUUUGACACAGAGGGAAAAUAUACAUUAUUCAGGUGUUUACUGAAGACAAGCAACCACGCUGGUGUGGAAGGAUAUAUUAUUAAAAAUAUAAAGGAUCAGGUUCAUGUGUCACUAACGAAGGAAUAUGACAACAUUUGGUUUACAGGACAUCACCUGAUCUCCCUUCUAGAUUUAGUACUUUCACUUCCAGAAGGUGCUGAGACAGAUCUUCUGCAAAACUCAGACAGGAUUAUGGCAUCACUGAAUCUGCUGAGAUACUUAGUCAUUAAGGAUUGUGAAAGUGAUAAUCAAACUGGUGUAUGGACCACACUUGCCAAGAUUGAGCAGAACUUUUUAAAACCACUGCGUGUAGGACUCAAUAUGUCCAGAGCACACUAUGAAGCAGAAAUAAAAAAUAAGAAAGAAAACAGAAAAGAGGCACAGAGUUCUAACACAGUUUGUUCUGUAACCGUUGGUGGGGAAAAGCUGCCUGCCAUGACUACUGGAAUGCAGCUUCAGGUUUUACACUCGGCCCUCUUCACAUUCGAUUUAAUAGAAAGUGUUCUAGCUCGAGUAGAAGAACUCAUUGAAGUGAAAAGCUGUAAUGGAUGA